AGCAGGACAUGGUGAUAGGAAACUGUGGUUUUUAUGGAUUACCCUGGAUGAGUUGUGCAGUGAUGAAGACUUUGUCAGAAAUGUGGAGUCAGUCCUUGAUGUGGUCUUCCUGGACUUCCUUCUCUUUUCAGACCCGAGAAGCUUGGAUGUUUUCACCCUGGAACAGCUACAGCAGGAGGAAAUCCCAAAGGAUAAUUUACAUCCACUUACUGACAAUAAACCUGUCACCAAGGAGACAUCUCCACCUACUUCGGAUGACAACAGAGCACCUCAGGACCUAAUCGUGGAUUGUCUUGGUAUAAAGUCUGAACCAGACCAAACAGGACUAGCUUCACCACAGAAAGUGGGAUCAACGGAACGUGGAGUCGCCUUCUCUCCCCGCUUCUUGUCACACCUUUUAAAGGAAUCAACUGAUGCCACACCUGAGAGUCCCAUGGUGAUAAGAGCAAGUAAGAAGGAACAAGUUAAAAAGAGCUUCCCAAAAACAGCUGAAGUCACCCCAAUGCAGUCGGCAAACUGUGGAAAUAUCAGACAACCCACUGCGAGAAGACAAUUAUUUAAAAGUGAGGAGAGCAGGACAGGGACUAAUGCAAACCCAGAAAGGCAAUUUUUGAAGAUGGCAAAGCAAAAAAACAAAAAGCCUACAAUAGAGAUGCAGAAAGUACAAGUUCCAAAGGGGAAACCUGCUAACUUCUGCAGAGAAAUGGUGGAAAAUAUGACGCCUUUAUCAAAAACCCAGAAAAAGACACAGAAGCAAAGGACCCAAACAUCCAGAGCUGCAAGUCGAAGAGCUCAGAGCACGGCCACUGAGGAAAGAGCACAGCCACCUCCUCUGGUUAAAGGAGAAACCAAACACUCAAAGACAAAGAGCAAAGAGGCGAUCGACACAAAGAAAACUGUAAGAAAACCACAGACUCUGCCUACUGCAAGUCCAACAAAAAGAAGAAAGACUAAAGAUGAGGAGAGCUGUGAAGCCAAGGUUUCCAGCAUGGUUCAAUCCACUCAGAUGUGUCCUCGGUCAAAGAGAGAGUCAUUAACGGAUGAGAAGUGCAGUCAGAAAGCUCCAAAGGAGGGCUGCAAGGCAAAGUGUCCCACUGCAAGACCCUCACUUUCUAAGAAAAGACAGAAGAGAGGUCCUAAAUCCUCCAUCCAGAGCCCUGAGCCAGGUGAAGGGACUCAGCAACCAGGCGCUGCAGAGCCGGAAACCAUGCCUGACCACUUAAAAAUAAAAACUUCAAACGGGAGAAAAAAAGCAGGCAAACAUGUGAAAAGGAGACAAGGAGAGGCUUCUAGGAAGGGAAACAGAGCAGUUAAACCCCAUUCAGCCAGGGAAGAGAUAGAGAACGCAUGGACGCCAGAAGAGGAAGAGGGAUGUAAACAAGGCAGAGCGGCUGGUGCUGAUGCAAAUCCACCGGAUGAGUUUGAUCAAGAAACAAGGAAGAGCAGCAAAGACGGGCCAAAGGAGAAGAAAGCCAAACCCCAAAAGGAAAGAAAGCUCCCCAAAACUUAAGUGACUUGUCUAAACUGAAUAUACGAGUUUCUCCUUCAAUUAUAUUUAAUGCUGCACACAUUAGAUGCUGGAGGAAAACGCAUCGAAUAAAAAGCAAAUGA
Melanotaenia boesemani (Boeseman's rainbowfish) is the source of this 1611-nucleotide messenger RNA. RefSeq names its product serine/arginine-rich splicing factor 4-like. Bases 434 to 1510 code for a protein of 358 amino acids. The record is from RefSeq and is a predicted model, not a curated record. Lineage: Eukaryota; Metazoa; Chordata; Actinopteri; Atheriniformes; Melanotaeniidae. The transcript is spliced from 4 exons.